This is a messenger RNA of Ixodes scapularis (black-legged tick), 786 nucleotides long. RefSeq lists its product as uncharacterized. The transcript is spliced from 5 exons. The record is from RefSeq and is a predicted model, not a curated record. Lineage: Eukaryota; Metazoa; Arthropoda; Arachnida; Ixodida; Ixodidae. Gene Ontology annotation, molecular function: amine binding. The coding region runs from base 1 to 663 and encodes 220 amino acids. Gene Ontology annotation, biological process: symbiont-mediated perturbation of host defenses.
AUGAUCGCGUUGCUUUGUGUGGUUGCGACUGCUCUCGCCUGUUGCGGUUCGCAUGUCGAAGCAGGACCUACAGGUCAAACAUAUUCGUUGCUUUCCAGGCAAGACGAACCUGUUGAUAUGGCUAAACCAAAGAACAAUUCAGGGAAACUGUGGCUUAAACACGAGAAGUUUUAUCUCCUGUAUCGUUCUGAAAAAAAUGAUACUGAAUUUGGAGGAGAAGCAAAAUGUGUUCAAAUGAAAGCCUUAAGAUUUGAGCUACCGAGGAAGGAGUACCAGUGGAACACACCCGUUAAGGAACUGAAGGUCUGGAGUAGCGUUGGUUACCGAAAUAACCGAACAGGUCAAAUGGAAGUAUUUACUGUCAUGAUCACCACGAAGAAAUCGAACGAAAGCCUAAAAUACGAUGACAUGUUUUCAAUCGGAGAGGAGACUUAUACACAUUAUCUAUAUAAAGAUUAUGAGCUGCUUUUUACUGACUAUAAAACGUGUUUCACCAUAUGGAGGCCUAGUGAUGAUGUGUACAUGGUGUGGAUGAUUGAUAGGCGUAAUAUUACAGAUAUAAACCCACAGUGCGAAACUGCCUACCACGGCCCUGUCAAUGAGUAUGGCUGCACUGUGGUGAAACCCAAAUAUUAUGUAUACGAUGAGAAGAUAUGCAGUUAAAAAGCCUGUCUUUUAUAUCUGCUUUUAUGUUGAAAUAUACGGGUUUGCAACAAACGUCACAUUGUGCCUGUAUCAAUAAAUUCCAUGAAAGCUUUACAGUAAUAAAAUAGCGAGUGUGCAAUU